AGGUGGCCCAAAUUCAAUUACUUUCUGGCCAGUAACACAGAGACUUCUGGUUUCCAAAAUUCAUUAUUUAACUGCAACUUUGUUAUCACAUGAGUUAUUAAGAUUUUUCUUGCUGGAGAACGAAAAAGAAUUGGAUUGGAAGAUCACUAAUUCACUAUCCAUGAGCUAUAGUCAGGUCAUAGACUUGUUUUUAUGUUAGUUUCUUAAUCCAAUCAGAUAUUCUUCUACUUCUUGCUUCCGCUCAUUCUUAUUUAAACCACCUUUGAGCUUCAAUUGGAAGCCUAACACAAAAACUUUCAAUAAAAAAUGGCCCUCAAAAAGUAUUUGUCAUGGAAAAAUAUCCUCCCCAACUGCAUCAAAACCAAGUACUCAUCUUCAGGGCCUAAAGUUCAUGCUACCAAACAAAGUCCUAGCCAAAGGCUAUCACUUUCUGAUAUUAGCCACCCUGGCUCUUCACUUUCACUGAGCGAUCUUUCAAAUUCUCUUAUAAGCCUUCAUAUCUUUGCCCUGAAGGAGCUAGAAGUGAUAACACACAAGUUCUCCAAGAGUAAUUUUCUCGGUGAGGGUGGGUUUGGACCAGUGUACAAGGGAUUCAUUGAUGACAAUCUCAGGCCUGGCCUGAAGGCUCAACCUGUUGCUGUGAAGGUCCUUGAUUUGGAUGGCACUCAGGGGCAUAGGGAGUGGCUGGCUGAAGUUAUUUUUCUGGGCCAAUUAAAGCACCCUCACCUGGUGAACUUAAUUGGGUAUUGCUAUGAGGAGGAUCACAGGCUUCUGGUGUAUGAAUACAUGGAACGUGGCAACUUAGAAAAUCAACUAUUUAAAAGAUAUGGUCCAUCAUUGCCUUGGCUAACAAGAUUGAAAAUUGCUAUUGGAACUGCAAAAGGCCUAGCUUUCCUCCAUGAAGAAGAGAAGCCAGUCAUAUACCGGGAUUUCAAAACUUCAAACAUCUUAUUAGACUUGGCUUACAAAGCGAAGGUCUCUGAUUUUGGAUUGGCAACAGACGGUCCAGAAGGGGAAGAAACACAUGUUACUACUUGCGUCAUGGGCACGGAAGGCUACGCGGCUCCUGAAUACAUAACGACUGGGCAUUUGACGACUAUGAGCGAUGUGUUCAGCUUUGGUGUUGUACUUCUAGAACUCCUGACAGGCAGGCGAUCCGUGGACAAGACCCGACCUGGUCGAGAGAAGAACCUUGUGGAAUGGGCACGGCCUCUUUUGAAGGACCCUUAUAAACUUGAUGGAAUUAUGGACCCAAGACUUGAAGGACAGUAUUCAACUGAGGGGGCUAGGAAGACUGCUGCAUUAGCUUAUCAGUGUCUGAGCAACCACCCCAAAUCUAGACCAACUAUGAGCAAUGUCGUCAAGGCCUUAGAGCCUCUCCUGUCCUUGACAGACAUCCCAGUUGGACCCUUUGUAUAUAUAGUUCCAACUCAAGGGAAUAACCAGCCUAUUGUUCAGAAGAUUGAAGAAAGAGAGGAAAAAGAGUUAAAAAUUGAAAAAAAUGGUGGGGGAAAGGAAGAAAAGAAGGAGAAAAGUCGAUUGCCGCGUCAAAAAGGUCGAAGGCAUAGACGUCGAGUUAAGCCAUCAAGGUCUCGGGCUGUGUAUUCGGACACUGAUUUGUAUAAAACUCUAGGAUCUAGUUUGUACUCUCCCAAGCAGUAGAGACAAUCAGGCAAACAAGCAUACUUUUAAUCAGAUUGUACAUUGAGGUUUCUUUUUUUAUUUUUUUUUACGUUUGUUUUUCCCUUUCUUUCAUUAUCUGUCUCUUUAGAGAGUCGGGAAAAUUGAUGGAAUAAUAUAAGUUUCGAUUUUGUUUGUUGUCGGACUUAUUGCAUUUUACCAUAGGAGUUUUUUCGUAUGAAAAUAGAAGUUUUUUCCCAUGAAAUACAUGUUUGUUUCUUCUAAAACACAUGCAAUUUGUUUGUUUUCAACCCCUAUAACAGAAACACCGAUUAGCCUAAGCUGUGGGCGAAGGAUGAGGUUUGACGACUUAUUAAAUAUGGAGUACAACGUUGUAUAAUUUUCCACAAUAACUUCAGCAGGGUUUCUAUCCUUUUUUUUUUUUUUUUCUGAAAUAAUUAUAUUCAACACGACAUAUUCCGACUUUUGCUGAACUUCUUAAAAGCAAUUGACUGCAAUUAGUGCAAACAUACCCAACUCUUCUGGAUUGUAUGUGAAAUGUUCAUUGGCUUCUGCUGUGAAACUGUAAGUGGUCAAGGUUCCAUAAUCAGAUUAACUAAAAAAAUCUAGCGUUUGGUAUGUUCAAAGUCUUAUUAGCAAAACCAGAGUUGGUGAAUCCUUUCACGAGUCUGAUGCAGAGUUUCAAAAGCUAAGCUACAAAAUUUUCACUUUGCAAUUCCACCACUCCCAUCAACCCCAUCCUCUUAUUCUAGCCAAGUUUUUAGAAUUUCCCAUUUUGAACGUUCCAUCUCUGGUUUAGAAGUUAGGCAACAUAAGAAAUUGUAAAAGAAUUUCCAGGCAUCAAGUAGACAAAUGAGGCAAGAAAUGAGCAUUAGUAGCAUGACUCGCCAGUUG
This is a messenger RNA of Durio zibethinus, 2535 nucleotides long. RefSeq names its product EPD1-interacting receptor-like cytoplasmic serine/threonine-protein kinase. Gene Ontology annotation, molecular function: ATP binding; protein kinase activity. Gene Ontology annotation, biological process: protein phosphorylation. Lineage: Eukaryota; Viridiplantae; Streptophyta; Magnoliopsida; Malvales; Malvaceae. The record is from RefSeq and is a predicted model, not a curated record.